Ichthyophthirius multifiliis is the source of this 1622-nucleotide messenger RNA. RefSeq names its product zinc finger lsd1 subclass family protein, putative. The transcript has a single exon. The annotation marks the transcript as partial. Lineage: Eukaryota; Ciliophora; Oligohymenophorea; Hymenostomatida. The record is from RefSeq and is a predicted model, not a curated record.
ACUGGACUAAAUUUAGAUAAUUUUAAUGUUUUGAUUAAUCAUAAUUAAUAGAAUAUAGAUAGAAAAAUGUAUUUGGAAUUUUUGGAAGCGAUUCCCCUAUUGUUUAUAAAAAAUACUAAAAUCUUCCUCCUCAUUAUUCAUUAGCAAUAUAAUUAGAUAUAUUAUUAUACAAAAAUACAGAUGAUAAAAAAUCCAAAUUUGAUUAUGUUUAGAUAUAUUUUGAUAGUACACUUGAUUCUACUUUUUAAAUUUAUAAUUAAAAAGGAUUUUAGAUAUGCCAAGCUGAUAAAAUUUUCACAUAUGAUAAGAAAUUUAUACACUUUGGGGAUUCAAUAAAGAGAAUUCAUUCAAAUUUUACACAUACAAAUGAAAAUUUUGUUUUAUAAUUUCGUUCUAAGGUUGCUAAUGAAAAGAUUGGUAAUGGUUUUGGAAUCAAAAAUAUCUAUAUAUCGAUCGAUACAUGCCACGAAUCAUGUCUUUCGUGUAAUGGCCCCACUGAGACUGAUUGUUUGACUUGUCCUUAGGGUCUUCCAUUAUUGUAAAUAUUGAAAGAUAAAAUUAUUGGAAAUGCUUGUAAUUGUGAUGGGUAUGUUAAAAAUAACUAAUGCCUAACUGAGUGUGAUCUAACUAAAGAGGUCAUUGUUUAAAAUGGUAAUUAUAAAAUUUGUGUAGAAAAUAAAUGCGCAGAUGCGAAUUGUAUUAAUUGUGAAAAUAAUUAAUGCAUUUUAUGUGAAGAACCUUAUUUUAUUAGUCUAGGGAAAUGCGUAAAGGAAUGCCCCUAUAAUUCUUUGGUUGAUAAUAAAUUAUGUAUAGAUAGUGCUAAAAUACCAAAACACGGGGAAUAUUUACUUUAAGCUUUAUUUGGAUAGUAUUUCGCGUCAGGAGAAUUAGGAAGGGCAGAAAUUGUUUUGGAAGGAUUUAAUCAAUAAUAAUUUAAAAUGUGUAAUGAUGUUUGGCUUCUUGGGGGACCUUUUGUGGGGGUUGGGAAUAGAAAUAAGGAUAUUUUUAUUAGAAAAAAAUUAAAGGCGAAAAGAGCAUUUUAUUAGAUUAAUGUUGGGUAUAAGUAUUAUGUUAUUGAUGAUACAAAACUAUUAAUUAAAACAUGUUUAGGAAAUGAAAAUUGUGAUUUUAAUAAUAAUAUUCAAUUUACCGAAAAAGCUUAACAGAGUUGCGCACAUUAUGGUAAAUAGGCUGAAUUGUUUAACUAUUACAAAGAAUUUGAUUUUAGAGGAAAAUUAGCUGAAAGUUUGAAUGAGUUUUUUAUAUAAGUAGUUGUAGAGAGCUAGAUUAUUAAGUCAAUUCCAGAAGCUAAUACUUAGUUUUUUGGAUUUAGAGAAUUGUAUGUUGUGAUUGAAUAUUGUGAUGAUAAUUGUAAAACAUGCAGUAAUGCAGAUAAAUGUGAUGAUUGUUAAAAUGGAUACUAUUUGCUUGGGAAUUAAUGUGUAGAUAAAUGUCCUGAAAAUUAUAUUGAGUAAAAUUAAUAGUGUGUUAGUUGCGAUGAAAGUUUUAAAUGUAAAAGAUGUAUUACUGAAGGAUAUAAAUAAUGUUCUAAAUGCAAUAAAAUGUUAAAUAUUUUAUCUAAUUUUUGCCCAAAGUGAAUAUUAUUUAAUUUUUUUUUUUUU